CGUUGGUAUAAAUAGGAAACAAAUAUUUCUACAAGUUUUAACAGACCUCAGAACUCCAGAUUACCCCAGACCUCCAUCAGCAGAACUGAAGAUGAAUACACAUAUACUGAUGGCCCUUGGCCUUCUCUUGGUAGUCAACCAGUCUGCAGCAUUUUUUGGUGGUGGUGGAAGUUUUAUGAAAAUGAUGCCCGGUGGAGGCGGCGGUGCUGGUGGUGCUGGUGGAAUGGGUGGUAUGGGUGGUAUGAUGGGAGGUGGUAGCGGUGGCGGCGGUGGAAUGAGUUCUUUUAUGAAAAUGAUUCCAAAAGGAAUGCGUGGCGAAAAUGGUCAGGAACCAGGAUGGAUGAAAUUUGUUCCAGGUCAGUUUAAAGGCAUGGUAGGAAACAUGAUGAAAGAUCAAGGAAAUGGCGGUAACGGCGGACAGGGACAAAACCAAGGACCUGGUAGUGGUGGAUUCGGACCUGGUGGUGGAUAUGGUCCUUGAAUGACGGAAUCGUUACCUAUCAGUAUAAAAUUAGCUCAAAUAGUUCUUAUUUUGUUAGUUUUUGAAUAUUUGCUUCACAUUUUGUAUGGUCUAUUUCAAAUAAAUUAUGUUUUAUUUUA
Messenger RNA from Mytilus californianus (California mussel), 600 nucleotides. RefSeq lists its product as uncharacterized. Lineage: Eukaryota; Metazoa; Mollusca; Bivalvia; Mytilida; Mytilidae. The record is from RefSeq and is a predicted model, not a curated record. The transcript has 2 exons. Bases 92 to 481 code for a protein of 129 amino acids.